AUGAGUUGUCGCAAUUGGGAGAGUGGUGUUGUAGUGCAAAUUGCCAACCGCAAAAGCAGUAGCACCGUACCCGCCAGCUUCAGUGGCAGCACCAGCGCCAGCACCAGCACCAACGCCAGAACCAGUACCAGUACCAAGGUCAAGGCGGAAGAGGUCCAGGCACGGUCAUCGCUGCAGGCGGGGAAGAUAUCGGGGGAGCCGGACAAGGGAUAUGAUACGAGCCAGCAUAUUGACGACCACAAUCACAGCCAAAUACAGAGUCAGAAACAGAAACAGAAACACAAGCAGGAAGAUGGGGAGGAAGCCACAGGCAUAGACGCAGACGCAGACACUGACACUGACAUUGCAUUUGAGGGCACAGUCCCAAUACCAAUGCAACGACCAGGACGACGCUACCGCGCGGGCGAAGAGCCCUGGUUUUACAGUGUCCAGGGUUGA
Molecule: messenger RNA, 438 nt
Organism: Fusarium sp. VM40
Lineage: Eukaryota; Fungi; Ascomycota; Sordariomycetes; Hypocreales; Nectriaceae
Source: the annotation of a GenBank genome assembly